GCACACACAUUCAUGAAUUCUUUAACAAUAUUCAGUUUUAUAUUUUCUUUGUUUAAUACGGAGUAAUAUAUUAUAGUAAUUGUUUAUGAAAAGGAGAGUCUUUGGCUUCGCUUCGCUUUAGCUUUUGUUUGACCCCCUCCUCCAAAUUCGUCUAGUAGUCCAGAAUCUGAGGCCCCCAGACCAGACAGUCAAUUUUCAUCUCUUUCCUCUUCUUCUGCUGUUCUUGCAGCAGUUACACUCAGCAACAACAGCUUAGGAACUGCAUUCCUUUUCCUUUUCUACACUGCUUUUCUUUAACUGCCAAAGCUAACCCUUCAACUGAACUCAUACUCAACUGGGGUUUAGUUUUCUCAUCUUUUUGCAAUUCAGGUGCAAUUUUUUUUUCCCUCUCUCCAAUAUCUGCUCUGCUUUUCUGUUUUGUGGUGUAAGUAGACGUUUGGAUCUCUUUGGCCUUAUGAUGGAUAUAAAAAUGGCUGCUGGAGGAUGGAACGAUUGGAUCUAAAUUUUCGGUAGGGUUUUUUAUUGUCUAAUGGCAUCAAUAAUUGGAGCUAGACAUUGUCCUGAAAUGCAGCAAAAGUCCACCGGAGCUCAUCAAUCAGCAGAUGCAAGUAAGUCCAGAUCUUUGCCUUCACAGGCCUCGUUGAUGAAUAAACACAAGCUGGUUCCUUUUGAGCAAAUAGAGGAAUCUGGCAAAAUUUCGGUUCCUGUUGCUGCGAAAGCUCUGGAUGAUAAAAAAUCGGAGAACUGUAAUGAAAAAGGCUCUUCUGAUUCCUCAACUGAUAAAUCUCAUUCGGUGAUCUCAUCAAUUGACAAUGAUCAAGUGUCUACACCUAAAGUGAAUGAGUCCAGGAGCUCCCGGGAAGUGUCUGUUGAUCAAGAAAAGGAAACAUCUGAGCCGGGUAGUGUAAAGAACAGUUCGGUUUCUCCAAAAGUCAGUGAUGGAACCAGCAGCCUACCAAAGACUAGUGGAACCGCCAAAAUAAGUGGUCGUGCUGAAUAUGCUGAGAGUGGGAAGAGCAGUAUGUGCAGAGGAAGCACGAGCACUGAUGUCAGCGAUGAGAGCUCUUGUAGCAGUUUCACUAGCAGUGUCAGUAAACCUCAUAAAGCAAAUGACUGUAGAUGGGAAGCCAUUCAAGUUGUCCGAGCAAAAGAUGGGGUCUUGGGUUUAAGCCAUUUCAGAUUGUUAAAGAGAUUGGGUUGUGGAGAUAUUGGGAGUGUUUACUUGGCAGAAUUGAGCGGAACGAAGUGUUAUUUUGCCAUGAAAGUGAUGGAUAAAGGGUCUCUGGCUAGUCGUAAGAAGCUUCUUCGUGCUCAGACAGAAAGGGAAAUUCUACAAUCCCUGGACCAUCCUUUUCUCCCGACACUCUACACCCACUUUGAGACAGAUAAGUUUUCGUGUUUAGUUAUGGAAUUCUGCCCUGGAGGAGAUCUGCACACUCUUAGGCAGAGACAGCCUGGGAAACAUUUUUCAGAACAAGCAGUCAGAUUUUAUGUGGCUGAGGUCCUUCUAGCUCUGGAAUAUCUACACAUGCUUGGAAUUAUCUACCGCGACCUUAAGCCAGAAAACGUCCUGGUGAGAGAAGAUGGCCACAUAAUGCUCUCGGACUUUGACCUCUCACUUCGUUGCGCUGUCAGCCCGACUCUAGUGAAGACGUCAACCUUGGAGUCGGACCCUCUCCGGAAGAACACUGUUUACUGUGUCCAGCCAGCUUGUAUAGAGCCCUCUUGCAUUCAACCGUCUUGUGCUGUUACCACAACCUGCUUCUCUCCUCGCCUCUUUUCUAGCAAGUCCAAGAAGAGCAGAAAACCAAAAACCGAUAUUGGCAACCAAGUUUCCCCUCUACCUGAGCUGAUUGCAGAACCCAGCAGUGCUCGGUCCAUGUCAUUUGUAGGGACGCACGAAUACUUGGCACCAGAGAUAAUUAAAGGCGAAGGCCAUGGAAGUGCUGUGGAUUGGUGGACAUUUGGGAUCUUUCUGUACGAGCUUUUAUUCGGUAAAACCCCAUUUAAAGGUUCCGGGAACCGAGCCACGCUAUUCAAUGUGGUGGGGCAGCCGCUUAGAUUUCCAGAAUCACCAGUUGUGAGCUUUGCUGCCAGGGAUCUGAUACGCGGGCUGCUCAUUAAAGAACCACAGAACCGAUUGGCUUAUAAAAAGGGAGCCACCGAAAUAAAGCAGCACCCUUUCUUCGAAGGAGUCAACUGGGCGUUGAUACGCUGCGCUACGCCCCCCGAGGUCCCAAAGCCAGUCGAAUUCGAGCAAUUGCCUGUUCCAGCAGCAUCGACAAGCGAAAAAGCGACUCCUGUCGCAGUGGCCCCCACUCAGAAAGGCUCUGAUAAUUACCUGGAGUUUGAUUUCUUCUAGUAAAUAUUGCUAGUAUAAUUGGAAUGUGCUUGCUCUAUGGAGAAGAUACUUUUAAAUUCAUUAUGAAUAUUUGGCAUUUUAGUAAUCUUGAUGGCAGAUUCCUUUGUUUAAUUGCCUGUGCAGCCUCCUUUCUUUCCUCAACCUCUUCCAUGACAGCUCUAUCUCCCCAGGAAACCCGAGGAGUUAUUCCGGGCUGAUUUGCAGAAACACACGAUUUGGGUCGAAACGUGACAGCAGAUCAGUCGCCUUACACCGGAGGAAACUGCCCUGCCCUUAGCUGCUCAAGAGAAUCCAGCAACAUGAUCACUCUGUAUAUUUCUUUCUUAUUAUUUUUUUGAUACUUCCUAGGAUAUGUUCCACAUUCGAAGGUACAUUAGUAGGACCCAAUGUAGAUGUUCUCCCCCACCUUUGCGAUCUUCAUGCUUUUUGAAUGUUGGUGUAUUCUCUGACACUUGGAACCAUAAUGCUUACUACUCCGUACUAUUUUGCAAGGUUGCUUCAUACUUUUGCUUUUA
Ipomoea triloba (trilobed morning glory) is the source of this 2877-nucleotide messenger RNA. Its product is annotated as serine/threonine-protein kinase D6PKL2-like. Gene Ontology annotation, cellular component: cytoplasm; nucleus; plasma membrane. The transcript has 3 exons. Gene Ontology annotation, biological process: protein phosphorylation. The coding region runs from base 530 to 2362 and encodes 610 amino acids. The record is from RefSeq and is a predicted model, not a curated record. Gene Ontology annotation, molecular function: ATP binding; protein serine/threonine kinase activity. Lineage: Eukaryota; Viridiplantae; Streptophyta; Magnoliopsida; Solanales; Convolvulaceae.